AUGGUGAGGAGAUAUCUAAUCAAUGUGAUCACCAUCUCACACCGAAUUCAGCCGCCCCGCAAAACUCCAUCUAAAGGCAAAGCAGCGGCAGCCAAAUCAACCGCAUCAGCUUCAAAAUCGCGACGGUCAAAGCUCGCCAAGGAGAGUGACAUCUCCGCUGAAGAAGAAAUCGAGAUCAAGGAAGCAUGGACUUUGUUCCGAGUGCAGGAUGUUGAUGAAUACGAGGAUGAGAAAGAGGGCAUCAUCAAAACCACUGAUGUGAAGAAUGUCUUGAAAGCCCAAGGUCUCGCUCCAAGGUCCAAGGUGGAAAUGGAUGACUUUAUCGAAACCCUUGAUCCUGAUUCAUCGGGAUAUGUCACUUAUCCUCACUUUCUUGCGCUUUGCGCCAUACAACUCAAGUCUAAGACGGACGAAACGAAAGCAGAGGAAGUCGAGACGGCCUUCAAUCUGUUCACCCAUGGCCAAGUCAGAAGUGAUGGAGAUGAGGUGAUUGGAUUGAACGAUCUACGCGCGGUUGCACGAACGUUGAAAGAAGACGUCAGCGACGAUGUGCUAAAAGCCAUGAUUCUCGAGGCCAAUGGAGGGUCUGGUAUCAGUAGAGGCGUGAGGUCACAGAACAACAAGAAUCAUAAACGCAACGACAUCGAAAUCGGCUGGAAAGGAGUUUUGAAGUUGUAA
This is a messenger RNA of Exophiala bonariae, 678 nucleotides long. RefSeq lists its product as uncharacterized. The transcript is spliced from 3 exons. The record is from RefSeq and is a predicted model, not a curated record. Lineage: Eukaryota; Fungi; Ascomycota; Eurotiomycetes; Chaetothyriales; Herpotrichiellaceae. Bases 1 to 678 code for a protein of 225 amino acids. Gene Ontology annotation, molecular function: calcium ion binding.